ACUUACACCGGCAUCCCCAGGCUUUGCUUUAUGACAUUGCGCGCCGCCAAAAUCCCCCCACCGCAGUCUUAACGUCUGCAUUGCUAACAAAGACGCCUUUUCAAAAGACAAACUAGUCCCUCUAACCAGUCUAUGAUUUGUUUUAGAUAGGCCCAACAUUUACGAUUUUCUUUUAUUUUCCCUGAAAUAAUAAUGAUGAGAAAAGAGCGUGACCGCGACAGAGACCGCGAUGACCGGUCGAAGGACAGGGAACGCGACCGAGACCGGGACAGAGACAGAGACAAGGACGCCAAGGUGCCCGGUAUUUCCCUCAACCCCGCGAUGGCGGGCACCGGCAUGCUCCCUCUUAAGCAGAUGGCCCUCCACCAGCAGGUGAACCCCUUCACCAACCUUCCGCACACGCCCCGCUACUACGAGAUCCUGAAGAAGAGGCUGCAGCUGCCCGUGUGGGAGUACAAGGAGCGCUUCAGCGACAUCCUCACACGCCACCAGAGCUUCGUGCUCGUCGGAGAGACGGGCUCUGGGAAGACCACGCAGAUCCCCCAGUGGUGUGUCGACAUGGUGCGGGCGUUGCCGGGUCCCAAGAGGGGUGUGGCCUGCACUCAGCCUAGGAGGGUGGCUGCCAUGAGCGUGGCCCAGAGGGUGGCGGAUGAGAUGGACGUCAUGCUGGGGCAGGAAGUGGGCUACUCCAUCCGAUUCGAAGACUGCAGCAGCGCCAAGACCAUACUGAAAUACAUGACUGAUGGUAUGUUGCUUCGGGAAGCCAUGAACGACCCCCUCCUAGAGCGCUAUGGGGUGAUCAUUCUAGACGAAGCCCAUGAACGCACGCUGGCCACAGACAUCCUGAUGGGCGUCCUAAAAGAAGUCGUCCGACAGAGAACGGACCUGAAGGUCAUUGUAAUGAGUGCGACUCUAGACGCCGGGAAGUUCCAGGUUUACUUCGACAGCUGCCCCCUGCUGACCAUCCCCGGGCGCACGCACCCCGUGGAGAUCUUCUACACGCCGGAGCCCGAGAGGGACUACCUGGAGGCGGCCAUCCGCACCGUCAUCCAGAUUCACAUGUGCGAGGAAGAGGAGGGGGACGUCCUGCUGUUCCUCACAGGCCAGGAGGAAAUUGAUGAAGCCUGCAAGCGGAUAAAACGCGAAAUUGACGACCUGGGGCCCGAAGUGGGGGACAUUAAGAUCAUUCCGCUGUAUUCCACACUGCCCCCCCAGCAGCAGCAGAGGAUCUUCGAGCCGCCCCCGCCCAGAAAGCCGAACGGCGCAAUAGGAAGGAAGGUUGUGGUGUCGACAAACAUUGCCGAGACGUCCCUGACAAUCGACGGCGUGGUGUUUGUAAUUGAUCCCGGAUUUGCCAAGCAGAAGGUGUACAACCCACGCAUCAGGGUGGAGUCGCUGCUGGUGACGGCCAUCAGCAAAGCCUCGGCACAGCAACGGGCGGGGCGAGCUGGCAGGACACGCCCAGGGAAGUGUUUCCGCCUGUACACGGAGAAGGCCUACAAGACCGAGAUGCAGGACAACACGUAUCCUGAGAUCCUGAGGUCUAACUUGGGCUCGGUCGUAUUGCAGCUCAAGAAACUCGGGAUCGACGACCUAGUGCACUUUGACUUCAUGGACCCACCAGCUCCGGAGACGCUGAUGCGGGCCCUGGAGCUGCUGAACUACCUGGCGGCCCUGAACGACGACGGCGACCUGACGGAGCUGGGCUCCAUGAUGGCCGAGUUCCCCCUGGACCCACAGCUGGCCAAGAUGGUGAUCGCCAGCUGCGAGUACAACUGCUCCAACGAGAUCCUGUCCAUCACCGCCAUGCUGUCAGUCCCGCAGUGUUUUGUUCGUCCAACGGAGGCCAAGAAGGCAGCCGAUGAGUCCAAGAUGAGGUUCGCUCACAUAGACGGAGAUCAUUUGACUCUGCUCAACGUCUACCAUGCGUUCAAACAGAACCACGAGUCAGUUCAAUGGUGCUAUGACAAUUUCGUGAACUACCGAUCGCUGAUGUCAGCCGACAAUGUGCGACAGCAGCUGUCCAGGAUCAUGGACCGAUUCAAUCUACCACGAAGAAGCACAGAGUUCACCAGUAGAGAUUACUACAUCAACAUCCGCCGGGCCCUGGUCACAGGAUUCUUCAUGCAGGUGGCCCACCUGGAGCGUACGGGACAUUACCUGACCGUGAAGGACAACCAGGUGGUCCAGCUUCACCCCUCCACCGUCCUGGACCACAAGCCGGAAUGGGUUCUUUACAACGAGUUUGUCCUCACCACCAAGAACUACAUCCGCACGUGCACGGACAUCAAACCAGAGUGGCUGGUCAAAAUAGCUCCCCAGUACUAUGAGAUGAGCAACUUCCCCCAGUGUGAAGCUAAGAGACAGCUGGAGCGCAUCCUCGCCAAACUCCAAACCAAGGAAUACUCCCAGUACUAAAGAACAGCUUUGGCAAGAGGACAAACAUCAGCUUCAGUGCUCAUUGCUCAGUGAAUCAGAACUUUUUAAAGCUGUACACCACACAUCUAACAUCCAUCGUUUGGAAGGCUUUACUGUUUUUCUUUACUGUUUU
Molecule: messenger RNA, 2551 nt
Organism: Megalops cyprinoides (Indo-Pacific tarpon)
Lineage: Eukaryota; Metazoa; Chordata; Actinopteri; Elopiformes; Megalopidae
Product: pre-mRNA-splicing factor ATP-dependent RNA helicase DHX15
Exons: 14
Coding region: 193-2418 (741 amino acids)
Cellular component (GO): intracellular anatomical structure; spliceosomal complex
Molecular function (GO): RNA helicase activity; ATP binding; RNA binding
Source: RefSeq, a predicted model, not a curated record